Messenger RNA from Lathyrus sativus (Indian pea), 255 nucleotides. NCBI's taxonomy places the organism in Eukaryota, Viridiplantae, Streptophyta, Magnoliopsida, Fabales, Fabaceae. The record is from the annotation of a GenBank genome assembly.
AUGCUCACACAAUUCUUUGCUUUAAAUCUAAGAGAUCCAGAAGCAAGAAAUUAUCUGUAUAGAGAGAUUCCAGAGCAUUAUUGUUGGAAUAAUAGGGACAAGGAAUGGCAUUGCAUGCAGUCACUAAGAAAAGUUAUCGGAAGAAUCUAUACGGUAUCACCUUUGGAGGGAGAGAAUUUUUACUUGCGAGUACUGUUAUCUCAUGUCAUAGGUCCAACCAGUUGGGAAUAUCUUCUUACAAAUAAUGGCACUUAG